Amaranthus tricolor (Joseph's coat) is the source of this 973-nucleotide messenger RNA. RefSeq lists its product as uncharacterized. NCBI's taxonomy places the organism in Eukaryota, Viridiplantae, Streptophyta, Magnoliopsida, Caryophyllales, Amaranthaceae. The record is from RefSeq and is a predicted model, not a curated record. The transcript is spliced from 4 exons. The coding region runs from base 295 to 705 and encodes 136 amino acids.
AUCUCUUCUACUGCUUCGUCAUUCUCUCUCCAAAACUAACUUCCUUUGCCUACCUUCAUUUAUAGAUUCAUCACUGCUUCAUCGGAGAAGACAAAUAGCUUAACGAGGCUUGGUCUACCGUGAAUUAUGUGUUCGUUGGUUGCUGAAUCUCGAUCAAUUGAAACUGAAAUUGAAACUGAAAUUCGAUCAAUUUCUGCUCUGUUCUUGUCCGUCCUGGAGGUUGUUCGCAUCGCUACUGCUGUUCGCUGGAUUCUUGUCAACUAAAUCCGUUACACCCUCAAAAUAAAGGAGAAAAUGAAAGCAAUAGAGUCACAAGAACAUCAAGGUUCAAACUACAAAGAUGCUUAUAGUGAAGUGAUAAAUAAACCAGAGCAUAGUGGACGUGUGCGAAUGUAUGGAAAAGGUGUGACAAAAACUUCUCUAAGGAAAGUGAGCACUAACUCGAGCUACAUAUUUCCUCCCGAGUUCUUACACAACAUGCAAUCGCAAGUUAUGGAUCAAGUACUUCAAGCUAAUCCCCAACUACAGAAACUACUUGAAGCCAAUCCCGAGGUCAAUAUUGUGCUUCCAGAUCUAUCAAAAAUAGGAAGUAAUACUACAACUCCACCUAUUGAGUCAAAUGGACAAUCUUCUGUUGGAGCGCACUCUACCAAUCGAUUAGCACUUGAUGGAGCUAAUGAAGAAGAGGAAUUAUAUCAAAGUUGAAGUUCUUUGUUGAUGAUGAAGUCCUUUUGCAAUGUUGCAUGUAUCAAAACCGCUAAUUGAACUAAUUAGAGUUGGUGCUUUAUUUUGUAUUAGAGUUGAUGAAUUAUAUCAAAGUUAUAUAUAUUGGUGCUUUAUUUUGUAUUAGAGUUGAUGAAUUAUAUCAAAGUUAAUUAUAUAUAUAUAUGUAUAUAAUUUAUAGCUUUAUCAAGGCGUUGCAAUAGAGAGCCAUUACCAUCGCCAUAGACCCAUUGGAACGGAUAAAACAUGG